UACAGCAUUUGUAUUUAUCCAUACCUGAAUGUUUUCCAUAGUGUCCAUUUUAGUUUAUUUUAAUGUGCGGUGACGUGAUCUUAAGAAGAAGCCUCUACAGUAUAAUGAAAUUUAUAGACUAAAAUAAAAACUGAACCACGGCCCAAAUAGAUACAUCAAACCACGCCCACACCAUUAGUUCGCAACACAGCACUCAGGUCUGUCGUCACGUGCAACUGACACUUUACAGAACACCGUCGACCCUCCGGCAAAGGAACCUCAUUAAAACAGAACAAACACAAGAAAAAGUCAUCACAUGCGGGUCAAGAUGAAGUGGUCUUCAUUUGCCGUUCUGUGUCUGACACUUUUCUAUCAUUUGUCUUUGGCCAAGAGAGGAGGGGGAGGUUUUGGCAAAGGCUUUGGCUUCAAGAAACCCUCCACAUCGAACCGAGGCAGGACCCACACUAAUACUGGUAACAAAAACAACCAGGGCAGCAGUUCUCAAGGUUUGUCCCCAAAACAUCCCACACAAAACAAUCAAGGAGGCUACAAUCAACACCCAGGCAGACCUGGCAGUUACCCCCAGCAGCCAAGCGGAGGAGGUUACCAUAACCAGUACCCAGCACAUGGAGGAGGCUAUGGUAGUUAUGGUGGUCAUGGGUUUGGGGCUGGUAAUGGCAGAUAUGGAGGUUAUCCUAGUGGAUACAUCAAUCACAACCCAAACAACCCCAUCCUGAACCCUCGCUAUGGCAGCAAUUUUGGAUACCAAGGCCAAGGGUUUGGGGGAGGCUCUCCAUUUUCACGUUCUGUUCAGGCAAUGAAUGUGAUGCCCAACGAUAAAUCCAGAGGUUUUGGACACAGUGCGGCCAUGGCGGCAGCGGGUGGGGCUAUGGCUGGAAUGGCUUUGGGCUAUGGUUUGGGAACGUUUCCCCGUCCUCACUUCCACUUUCGCAACCCCACAGAAGAGUACUAUUAUAACCACUAUAUGCACAGGAAAUACAAUAUGAAGUCUACAGAUGCAAAUGAUUAUGGUAGAGACUUCAGGAACAGACCACCCCCUAAGUCCUAUGAUGACUUCAUGGGAUCCUGCAUGAAGAGAACGGACAUUCUGCCUCCAGCUACAAAUCAAAACAACAAACUGACAGCUACUACUGCAGCUAUGCUCGUGACUUCCUCUCCUGAUACUGACGUAAGAGAGACCAACAACACCAGUUCUAGUAACUCCUCAGCAUUAGCACCUCUCUCUCCAAAUCAACCUCAAGCCGAUCUGGUGUCUCCCUCUCCAAAGACAGUCAGCAGUGAAAUAUAUGAUGACACAGUCAGUAUCGUGGAGAUCGGAUAUCCAGCAUUGAUUGAGCAAGUUAAGGCCAGGAGAUGCUUGGAGCGCUACAUGCUUUACUCAGAAAACUACACGACAGGACAGACUGGUGGCACAUCCGGGCUGGAGAUGUCCAUGAGCAAGCUUUUAAUUGUUCUCACUAGCGCUUUAGUGGUGCUGCUUAAUAGUACCACAGGAAUCCAUCUGCAUUAGUGGCUAAAAUGUUCGAGACUAGAUGUAGAUUUUGUGGUGUUUGUUCCUAUUUGCUUCAGGAAACCUGCUGUAUGCUCAGCGGCAACAUAGGGCUCUUACAUUUAUUGCUUGAUGAUGUGACGUGUACAAGGUAAGGUACAGUAUGUACAGCAUAUCACAUUGAAGCAACAUUAUACAGGUAUGUUCUCAACUUGGAAUGCAGUAUAUAUUUUCUCUCCUCUGAAAUCGUCUAAAUAACUGGCAGCACAAGUGAUUGUCAUUGUAAUCUGAUUGGAUGGAUGGACAUAAAUAUUUGUCCAUUGUGCUAUUUAGAACAGCAGCAGGAGUUGAGCACUUAGCGUGUCCCAGGAGACGUAACCGGUUUACCUGGUGCGUCACAGUAAUGUCAGAGUUUUAAUUUCACUAAUCUGAAUGCAAGUAAGAGUUAUUGUCUCAGAAUGUUUGUUUUAUUGGUUCCUAUUCACAAAUGUUGUGGUCCCCCAACCUAUGGGCGGACCUCAGUUUGAGAAUCCCUGCUUUAUGCAUAUUGCCAUCUGUUUGCGCAACGAAGGAAUGCUAUGAUAUGAUUCAACUUCAAUGAUCUCAACCCUAUUAGUCAAGCAUCUUCUCUCUUUAAAAGUGGAAAUACGGUACAAUGUAGCAAGUCCUAUGAAAUACACUCACAUAUUACUGUGCCUCUAUUAUUAAGCAUACAGUUGUGCCGUCACGCCAUAAGAAUCUAUUUUUCAGUAUAAAGCAAAGGCUCCUUUAUUUGAAUGCUAAUGUAUGUUGUGUCUUUCUGUAUCACUGUACGUGUGUUUUUUAAUGCGUGUUUUUAUAUAACCACCUCAACUUCCUCUGUGGUGUCCGCGCAAGUGCUCUUACAUUAAAAGCCUCCUGAUGCACUGACAUUUUUCCAAUGUGAGUUUAUGCUUUGGUACAUUUGGAUUGGCGCCAUCCAUUUUAUAAAUGUGAAACAGUAAUUUUGAUGAUGAAUGUUUCAACUUCACUCCUUUUUCAGUUGAAUGGAAUAUUUAUAUAGAAAUCGCAAACCUUGGACAAGAUAGAAAGAUUGUCUACAACAGGGGUCACCAACGUUUUUCCUUGUGAGAGCUACUUUUAGAAAAUGAAAAUGGCCACGAGCUACUCAUUUUUGUAGAAAUGAUUUUCAUACCUUAUUUCAACCCAAACAAAUCAAAUAUGCUUGUUUUACAAAAACAUUAACAAAAUGCUGGUAUCCACAACUCACAUUUUAUGUUUCAGAAUACAUUUCUUUGUAGUGUUCUCACAUUAUUAACUGAAAACCUGAAUGAAAAGCAGGCCUGCGGGCACCUCAUGUGGUCGUAGGGGACUACCUGGUGCCCGGGGGCUACCUGGUGCCCGCGGACACUGUGUUGGUGACCCCUGGUCUACAAUAUAUCAAUGCAAAGGAUUUGUGUCUACCUAUGCCAUCACUUUAUAACACUGCAGUACUGCAACUUUCCUGACUUGUUGGAUUAUUUAUAGUUGUUGUGUUGAGUUAUACUGCGCAAGGUAACAUAACUGGGAGGAAGAGUGAUUACAUUAAUCAUGCAAAAUGUCUUGACAGUUGUUUUCCAAGCUUUUCCCUCAUUGUCACUUUGCUGUCUGGCCUCCAUUUUCUAAACUGAGUGAUGCUGUGACCACAGGAUACUGUACUUUAAUGUGCAAUGAGCCUUUAGUUUACAUGACAUGUUAAAAGUGUCAUAACAUGCAGGCUUUUUGUUAACCUGUUUUCUUCUUUGAAUGUAUUUGCAAUGCAUACCAUUGGGGAAAAUGUCACAUUUUUGCAUGUGCCUAGCACAAUAUGUACACUCUAUGUAAAGUCCUUACUGCCUCCUACAGUAUUUUAAUUUGGGAGAAUCUCCAAAAAUGUCAGUGUUAACAAUGUUAAUACAUACUGUAGCAUGCUAACAAGAAGCUAACAAGAAGUAUGAGUGGCUGCAUUUCUCUGCAUGCAGGCCUAUAAUGAAGGUUGAUAAAUAAACGUUGAUAAAUGAAACAUUAUUAUAACAAUAAAAAUGCAAAUAUUCAAACCACAGGAACUAGAGUUGCGAGGGGCUUGGGUCACCUGGUGUGGCUUGGUAGAGCGCCCUCUUGUC
This is a messenger RNA of Dunckerocampus dactyliophorus (ringed pipefish), 3609 nucleotides long. It is a transcript of the gene prnpb, whose product is annotated as prion protein b. The transcript is spliced from 2 exons. Gene Ontology annotation, biological process: protein homooligomerization. Gene Ontology annotation, cellular component: membrane. The record is from RefSeq and is a predicted model, not a curated record. NCBI's taxonomy places the organism in Eukaryota, Metazoa, Chordata, Actinopteri, Syngnathiformes, Syngnathidae. Bases 296 to 1510 code for a protein of 404 amino acids.